AUGGCUUCACUUAUAGAUAAUGAGGGAUACUUACGGGUAGACCCAUCGAUACUCAAGUUGACCAAGCUCUUGUUGUUGACUUUGAUUUUUGUGUCCAUCUCGUUUGCCGCCGUCUCGUCACGUUUAUUCUCGGUGAUCAGAUUCGAGUCGAUCAUCCACGAGUUCGACCCUUGGUUCAAUUUCCGGGCAACUAAGCAUCUUGUCAACACGUCCUUUUACGACUUUUUGAACUGGUUCGACGACAAAACGUGGUAUCCGCUCGGAAGAGUUACCGGUGGAACGCUAUAUCCAGGACUGAUGGUGACCUCUUCUGUGAUCUAUCAUGUGUUGAAAUUCUUGGGUCUCCCCGUCGACAUUAGAAACAUCUGUGUGCUUUUGGCACCAGCCUUCAGUUCCGUCACCUCUUUGGCAAUGUACCUGCUCACAUUGGAAGUCACUUCGUCCUCAACCACUCUCAGAACGAAAAAAACAGGCGCGUUGCUCAGUGCCGUGUUCAUGGGAAUCACCCCAGGUUACAUCUCGAGAUCUGUUGCCGGAUCUUAUGAUAACGAGGCAAUUGCAAUCACCCUGCUGUUGGUCACGUUCUUCCUCUGGGUCAAGUCCGUCAACACAGGUUCUGUGUUCUACGGCUCGCUGACCGCCGUCUUCUACUUCUACAUGGUCAGUGCUUGGGGUGGAUACGUCUUCAUCACCAACAUCAUUCCGUUGCACGUGUUCAUCCUCUUGCUGAUGGGCCGGUUCGACUACAAAAUCUACACAUCCUACUGCACAUGGUACGCGUUGGGAACCUUGAUGUCCAUGCAGAUUCCGUUUGUCGGGUUCCUUCCUAUCAGAUCGAACGACCACAUGGCCGCGUUCGGUGUGUUUGGCCUGAUUCAACUAGUUCUUUUGGUGUCAUACCUGAAAGACACUCUUUCUCCACAGAAAUUCACUAGAUUGAUGUACGCUUUCAGUGCUAUUGUGGCCUCGGUGGGCAUCACUGGUUUGGUUGCUGCCACCAAAUUGGGUCUGAUUGCUCCUUGGACAGGAAGAUUCUACUCCCUUUGGGACACCAACUAUGCUAAGGUGCACAUCCCCAUCAUUGCUUCUGUGUCCGAACACCAGCCUACUCCAUGGUCCUCGUUCUUCUUUGAUCUCAACUUCAUGAUCUGGCUGUUUCCUGUUGGAGUGUAUUUCUGUUUCCAGGAGCUUUCCAACUCGGCCGUGUUUGUCAUUGUGUACGCCGUGCUGGGCUCGUACUUUGCCGGUGUCAUGGUCAGACUGAUGUUGACUCUUGCCCCUGUUGUCUGUGUUUGCGCAGGUAUCACUUUGGGAAGACUGUUCAACAUCUAUCUCGACAUCAGAGAAGAGGUGGCCAACUGGUGGCACGACAAGAAGGAUGAGACCAAAGACUCGUUGUUCACCUUGAUUUCCAAGAUGGUUGUCAGUGCCACGUUCAUUUUCUACCUCACAUUCUACGUCCAGCACUGCACUUGGGUAACAUCCAAUGCCUACUCUUCGCCGUCUGUGGUCCUGGCUUCCAGAGCUCCUGACGGCUCCCAGAUGCUGAUUGAUGACUACAGAGAAGCCUACUACUGGCUGCGGAUGAACACUCCGGAAGACGCCAAGGUGAUGGCCUGGUGGGACUACGGCUACCAGAUUGGUGGCAUGGCUGACAGAACCACGUUUGUUGAUAACAACACCUGGAACAACACUCACAUUGCUACUGUCGGACGUGCUAUGGCCACGUCUGAGGAGAAAGCCGAGGUGAUCAUGAGAGAGCUGGGCGUUGACUAUGUGCUUGUGAUUUUCGGUGGACUCAUUGGCUACUCUGGAGACGACAUCAACAAGUUCUUGUGGAUGGUGAGAAUCUCGGAAGGAAUUUGGCCCGAAGAGAUCAACGAGCGCAACUAUUUCACAGAUAGAGGCGCCUACAGAGUGGACGACCUGGCUACCGACACCAUGAAGAACUCGUUGAUGUACAAACUGUCGUUCUACCGGUUUGGAGACGUUUAUGCUGGCAACGAUCCUGUUGACCGGGUCAGACAACAGAAAUUGAGCGCCAACUACGCCAAGUCGAUCACCGUGGACGUUAUGGAGGAGGCCUUUACCAGUGAGAACUGGAUUGUGCGUAUCUACAAGCUCAAGGACAAAGAUACGUUUGGCAGAGACCUGAUUGAUAUUGGAAAGAAAGAACGGAAACAGCUGUCCAAACGGAACAAGCGGAUGCUUUCGAGAAAGAAGCCUGCGCUUGAUCUGCGUGUUUAG
This is a messenger RNA of Ogataea philodendri, 2247 nucleotides long. RefSeq lists its product as uncharacterized. Bases 1 to 2247 code for a protein of 748 amino acids. Gene Ontology annotation, biological process: post-translational protein modification. The transcript has a single exon. Gene Ontology annotation, molecular function: dolichyl-diphosphooligosaccharide-protein glycotransferase activity. Gene Ontology annotation, cellular component: membrane. The record is from RefSeq and is a predicted model, not a curated record. Lineage: Eukaryota; Fungi; Ascomycota; Pichiomycetes; Pichiales; Pichiaceae.